AUGGAAAAUCUAUUGUCUAUGCACACGAUGGAAAAAUGCUUGAAGAUCCGUCCGCGAGGAUUUCUCCACGUUCAUUAUCUCCUUGCCCUUCACAAGAAAAAAAACGCUAAAAGAGAGAAGGACUAA
Phytomonas sp. EM1 is the source of this 126-nucleotide messenger RNA. Lineage: Eukaryota; Euglenozoa; Kinetoplastea; Trypanosomatida; Trypanosomatidae. The record is from the annotation of a GenBank genome assembly.